Hymenoscyphus albidus is the source of this 222-nucleotide messenger RNA. The record is from the annotation of a GenBank genome assembly. NCBI's taxonomy places the organism in Eukaryota, Fungi, Ascomycota, Leotiomycetes, Helotiales, Helotiaceae.
AUGUCGGCACCUCUUAAAUCACCCAAUAUUAAAGCAGAGGGCCCGAAUUUGAGUGAUGGUAAUGGCGGGAUAGGGGAGAGAAUCACAACUUCUUCGGAGACUGGCAAUAAGGAGGGAUCUAAGAAUAAGGAGGAUAAGAAGGAGAAGUGGCUCAUGAUUUGCCGAAAAGAAGAAGAGAAUACAGAAAAACCUAGAGCUGCUCCAAGGUUUAUUGGGCAAUAG